Molecule: messenger RNA, 5188 nt
Organism: Maniola jurtina (meadow brown)
Lineage: Eukaryota; Metazoa; Arthropoda; Insecta; Lepidoptera; Nymphalidae
Gene: Klp3A
Product: chromosome-associated kinesin KIF4-like
Exons: 19
Coding region: 382-3783 (1133 amino acids)
Biological process (GO): microtubule-based movement; mitotic spindle organization
Molecular function (GO): ATP binding; microtubule binding; microtubule motor activity
Source: RefSeq, a predicted model, not a curated record
CCUCAAUAAUUAAAAAACUCACCGUUUGCAUUUGAAAUAAAGUUUUAUUGGAAUUUAGAUUUAAACUCAUGAAAUGAUUGUGUAUGUGAUUUUAAUAUACCUAAAUAGUUAGCGAGACUGUGAUUUAAGUGAUUUAUAAAUAACUAUUACCCUGAACUUUGAGUUUGAACGAAGCGGAACUACAGGUAUACGAAACGGAAGAUUGUUUUUAGAAUUAAUAAUUAUUGAAAUAAACUUACAGGCCGGUUACAAAGAAAAGAAAAUGCUGACGUUUUCCUGAGUAACGGUCAUGUGUUGGUCAUGUGUAUAAAGACGUGAAAAAUAGUUCAAUAUCAAGACGUAAGAUAAGUUAUAGCCGAGAUUAACUAGAUUUCGGUCAGAAUGGCAGAAACGGAUAACAAAGCCACUAUAGACACAGUGCAGGUUGCUCUGAGGAUUAGGCCUUUGAUGCAGUCUGAGAUAGACCGAGGAUGCGACGAAUGUAUCGAAGUGGUGCCUGGAAACCCUCAGGUGCAGAUAAAAGACCUGUGUUUCACGUACAACUAUGUGUUCGCACAACACAUCACUCAACAGGAGUUCUAUGACACAGCUGUUAAAGGACUCAUUGGUAGACUUUUUCAAGGCUAUAAUGUGACAAUACUUGCCUACGGUCAGACUGGCUCAGGAAAAACAUACACAAUGGGCACAAAUUACUCUGGAUCUGACGGUGAUUCCACUAAACUAGGUGUAAUUCCUCAAGCUGUAGCAGACAUAUUUGAAUACAUAGAGACGCAUGAUGAUAAAUUUAUCUUCAAAGUGAGCGUAUCAUUCAUGGAGCUAUACCAGGAGCAAUGUUACGACUUGCUGUCCGGAAAAGAGAGAGGGCACAGUAUUAUAGAAAUAAGGGAGGAUAUCAACAAGGGUGUUAUUUUGCCAGGUAUAACUGAGCUCCCCGUAACAUCGACCAUGGAGACGAUGAUGGCGCUAGAGCAAGGCUCGAUCGGUCGCGUGACGGGCUCCACCGCUAUGAAUCAAGCCUCGAGUCGGAGCCACGCCGUCUUCACCAUCGUCAUAGCUAAGGAGAGCCGGACUGAUAAAAACCUAGCAACCACUUCAAAGUUUCAUCUUGUCGAUCUGGCCGGUUCAGAGCGCAUCAAGAAGACUAAAGCAGUGGGUGAAAGAUUGAAAGAGGGUGUGAAAAUCAACCAGGGUCUGCUGGCCCUGGGUAACGUCAUAUCAGCACUGGGAGACGGCACCAAUAGGAGCUUUAUUAGCUAUCGGGAUAGCAAACUCACGAGGCUGUUGCAAGACAGUCUCGGUGGUAAUUCGUUAACUCUAAUGGUAGCUUGCGUAAGCCCGGCUGAUUAUAAUUUGGAUGAAACGGUAUCAACACUCCGGUACGCGGAUCGUGCUAGACGCAUCCGUAACAAACCUAUCAUCAACCAGGAUGCUAGAGCGGCUGAAAUUCUGAGAUUGAAUAAAUUAGUGAAUGACCUCAGGCUACAACUAGUUGGGAAAAUACCCACAAUCAGUGAAGCAGAUGCAGCUUCUAACGAGCAGUUACAGGAACAACUCGAAGCAGAAAGAGCAAAAUAUGCAGAGCUCCUCAAAAAGCAUAAACAAGUGACCCAACACCUCGGUAACAUGUUGAUAGAAAACACAAAUCUCUGUGAAAAGGCUCUGCUGGCUGAAAUGGCCAAGGACAAAAUAGAACGGAAAUUAAAUGAACUGACAGAACAGUGCAAUCAAACUAUAGAGAACUUGAGCACCACAGAUGCACUACAAGAUGAUAACAGUCAGAAAACCCAUGUUAUGGACUACCUUAAAGAUAUCAAAACUCGUUUGGAAGACUUGCAGUCGGUUAAUAUCAAGAUGGAGGAAGAAUUGAUUGAUCACGAGAUCAAGUUGUCGUUUGUCAAGAGUGAAGAUGGUGAGAAAUCUGAGGAAGUUGAGGAGCUGAAUGAAGACCAGGCGGUUAUGGAGGAGGAGAAGAGAGCUAUGGGACAGGUCGCGCUUAACCAAGAACUGCAAGAGCUCAACCGUGCUAUAGCCAUCAAGGCAUCCGUAGUGCAAGCUAUGAGAGCACAUAACAUAGAAAUGAUGGACAGCAACAACAACCUGCGAGAGAAUGAAGAGAGGAUCUCACAGUUGGAGAAAGAGAAGGAGAAACUCAUGCAGCAAUUAAAGCAGACUAAGACGAAGGACCCAUCGCAUGACGAACGCCGCAACAAAGUCUCGGAACUGGAGUCUCAGAUAUCGGAGCUGAAGAAGAAGUGCCAACAACAAGCUAACAUCAUCAAGAUGAAAGAGAAGAACGAGAGCAAGAUAGCUGCCUUGAAUGCUGAGCUGAUAGCCAUGAAAGCUACUAAGGUCAAAAUAAUUCGUCAAAUGCGAGAAGAAAGUGAAAAGUUCCGUAAAUGGAAGGCGGACAACGAGCGCGCAAUGCUGCGCCUGCGCAACGAGGACCGCAAACGGGCCACUGCCAUGGCCAAGAUGGAGUCGCUGCACGCCAAGCAGCAGAACGUGCUCAAGCGCAAGAUGGAGGAGGCCGUGGCCGUCAACAAACGGCUGAAGGAAGCUCUAGACAGACAAAAGACAACAGCGAUGAAACGCAACGCCAAGGGCAAUGUGAAGGCCGGCGCCAUACAACAAUACAUUGAACAGGAGCUUGAAGUGCAUCUCAGCAUUGUUGAAGCGGAGAAAUCCUUAUAUGAACUUAUGGAGUACAGGGCAUGGAUAACAAAGCAGAUAGAGACUCUUCACAACAAAUCGGAAGACGAGGCAACCAGAGAGAAGAUCGCUGAGCUGGAGGUCGACCUCGCACUACGCAAGGCGCAAAUAUCCGACCUGCAACAGAAGAUUCUGACUGCUGAUCAAGAAAACAAAUCCCGCACGCAAUGGGACAAUAUACAAUCGAUGCUUGAAGCCAAAGUUGCUCUCAAGUGCUUAUUCGACCUGGUGGUGGAAGCGAAACGGGAUCUGAGCAAUCAGAGCGAGAAAGGCUUUCAAGCGCGGUACGAAGAAAUCAAGGAGUCGUAUGACAGGCUGAAGAUGGAGUAUGACAGCUGUAAGACAGAAUACGAACAGCGGUUGGUUUCAAUGAAAUCGGAAAAAGAACAGAAGAUAAGUGCUUUAGUAGCCCUACAGAGAGGUAUGGUAGGGCGCAGUGACCGCAGCGAGGCGUGCAAGCAUCUGCAGAAUAUGAUCCAGGUGCAGCAAGAAAGGCUUGAGCAGGUCGAGCAGGAGAAUAAAAGGUUAAUAGAUGAGUUAGAGGAGCUCAGGAACGCGAACAAGAACGUCAAGAAACGCCCCAAGAAAGACGUUAACGGUGACGUCGAGAAUCAAGUAGAAUUCCCGCCUUCUGACGAGGAAGAAGAGGACGAGGACAAAAACAAAGACCCGGACUGGAGGAUGACGCCUUUGUUCAAACGUAUACAGGCACAACGCUCCCGUCUAACGGGGAACUUUACACAACCCGACACGACUAUCGAGUCGUCGACUCGCGCCGUGAAGCGCGGCAGCGACGGCGCGCCGCAUUGCACGUGCCGCGGACAGUGCUCCACCAAGAUGUGUGGAUGCGUCAAGUCUAACAAGGCGUGCGACGCGACUUGUCGCUGCCAGCCGCUACAGUGCAUGAACAAGCGCACGUCGUCCGACGCUGAGGACAAGGAGAACAAUCCGUCCAGCACUACAACAGAAACAUCCCCGAUUCCCAUGUAUGAUAACCGAGAUGAAUUUAACUCAACGUAUGUAAAAAAGAAGAAAACCUAUUUUUUCCAAGACAAGCCAACUGCAGUGAAGUAACUAACUUAAGGAAUGGAAUCUCUAUUUUUCGUUUUUACAUUCAGGCUUCAGAAAUCAACCACUAGUGAAACGCACUUAUGCCAAAAUCAUAUUUUUAAUCUUUAUUGAAAAACCUCUGGAGCAAAAUGUUUAAGCUUAAAGAAGGGGAAGAGGAUUCUAUAUAAUGACGUAUAUGUAUUCCAAAUAAAAAAAAAUUGCUUAAUUAAUCUAAAAAGUACUUAUACUUAUAUAUUUUUGGUAGAGUUGACAAAAAACAUUUUAAAAAAUGAUUUUGCGAGAAAAAUUCAAAACGCUCUCUUUUUAUACCUAUUAUAACUAAACUAUGAACUACUAAUAUUAUCUAUGAUGAACCGUUUAUUUAUUUAAAAAAAUAUAUUUUUCAAACUGUAAUCAGUUGUGUAAUCGAGAUAAGUAUAUCUGCCUAUAUCUGGACUACACAUGAUAUAUCACGAGUACGAAAAGAAGCUGUAAGGAUUUUUAAUGUGCCUAAGGGUCAGCGCACACUAGGCAGCAAAAUGCUCAUUUUCAUUGUUAAUAAAAAACAUCACAAGUAGAGUUCGAAGUAGUGUGCAAGAGAAAAUUAAGUGGCAUGUGUUCAAAUAUGUCCGAACAUACGCGUGUAUCGACACUUGUGAUCAAUCGCCGCUACUCCGCAGUGCGUUAUUUGCAAUCAGACGAAACGCUAAUUCAUCAUACCCACAAAAUAUAUCCCAGUGCAUAAAAAUCUUUACUUCCAUAAAUUAAAACACAAACUAAGUUGGUAUUUUCUAAUGGUACAACUCCACUAUCAGGAUUCGGCAAAUUGUUCGAGUUCCGUAUAAUUUAUGCGAAAGUUUAGCGUUCGGUAAAUAGACUGGCCAUACUCUUCGGUCUACAGCGAAUGAUUCGUGUUCGGCGACUUUUUAAAUAAAUUUGACAAAUCAGCCGGCUGGCAGACGCGACGUUCUUUUACAUAGAAUAGUCCUCCCUGUGGUGUAUUAGAUAUAUCGUGGAAAAACAAAAGAGUAGCCGCGGGAUUUAUUUAUGCCAACCAUUCGGAAUAGCGCGAAUGGUUAGAAAACGAUAAGAUUGCUGCUGGCCAUACAAUUCACGAUAUCGCGAAUUAUUAUUUACCGAAUCCCGAUAGUAAGGCCGUAUCAUAAGCGAUGAUAACGCACGCGAGCGUCCGUGAAAUCGAUUGAGAUUGAAUGCUCACGCAUCCACGACUCUGCUCGAAUGUUUGCCUGACCGCAAAGAACAUCUCGAACAUUUUGCUACUCAGUGUGCGCUGACCCUUAGAAAUAUGACUUUAAAUUGUGUAAAAUUAUGAAAUGUAUCUAAAUUAUUUUUAUUAUCUAACUGUAUUAUCCAAAUAUAAAUUGAUGGGCGUCUGCGCUCAAGUUUUAUAAUAAAUAUUUAACGUAUA